AUGCCUCCUUUACCUAACCAGUCGAUCAAUCAUAUGCAAGGUGCAAAGGGACACGCUCCCCCAAAUAGAGGUAGGCCAAACCCUUCCGCAACCCCAACAGUAUCAUAUACUCCGACGGAUACAAUAAUACCCAGCAGUUUAUACGAUAAGGUACCAAAUUUGAACUUGUAUAAGAGACUUAAGGACGCUGAGCGUAAAAUUGAUCUUUUAGUCUCUAAAAAAGCGUUAGAUUUUCAGGCAAUACAACAAAAGGCAAUUCAGCCCUCAAACUUUAAACGAGAAACUGGUAUUUUGAGGGUGUUUGUUUAUAAUACUUGUGAAAAUCAACCUUGGCAAAAACAACUUUUAAAAGAGCAAGGUCACUCACUUCCAGAUCUCGCUUCAUCUGAAGGCUCAUGGACAUUGAGAGUAGAAGGUCGUUUUUUAAAUACUAAUAAAAAGGACAUUGAUAAACCAUCCUUAAAAUUUAACUCAUUACUCUCAGGCAUCUCUGUGGACAUAAUUCCGAAUGAUGAUUAUCCUGAAUUAAAUGGUGCCUCAAAUAAUCUCAUCGAAUGGAGAGAUCAAGCUACUGGUCCAGCUCAAAAUGGUAGACAAUCUGAUUUUGACGGAUUGGAUAUUAAGCGGGAGGGUAUUUUUGACAUUGACGUAAAAAUUGCUUUGAUGGUAAAAGCCCAGGGAAACAUUUUAAGAAUAAGUGAUGUACUUGCUCAAUUUGUAGGCAAGCAAGAAGCGACUCUGCAGGAGAUUAUUUUUUCCAUAUGGCAGUAUUCCUUGUACAAGUCCUUAUUAAAGAAGCAAAGCUCUUUCACGAACAUACCGGCUGUCUCCUCUGCAUCUGCGUUAAACGAUAUAAACCAAGGAGCUCAUGAUGAUGAACUCUCGACUGUUGAAUGUGAUGAGAUUUUGCAUAAACUUUUAGGGGUAUCUUCCUUUAAAUUUUCAGAUCUUUACAAAUUAUUGCAACCUCAUUUUAAACCUAGGGAACCAAUUAUUAUUCCAUACAAAGUAAAUACGAGAAAGUCUUCAACUUUGGGUGAAGUAGUCAUAGAUAUUCCGGUCGAGUUACCCCCUUCUGUUUCCGAAAUUCAAAAAGACUUAUUGGAAUUUAAUAAAUCCACUUUCGAGGAAUUAACAAGGUCAGAUAACACGAUACAAAAAAUAAAUAAUCGUAUUUCUUUGGGAAUUGUUGCUUUACAAAAUGCAAAUAGAAGAGAAAAGUUCUAUAAAGAAUUGAGCGAGGAUCCUGCUAAAUUCAUAGAAAGGUGGGUCGAGAACCAGCUGACCACAUUAAAGGCUUUAAAAAGUGAUGACAGCUAUGAUGAAGAACUCGUUAGGAGAUCCGAAUAUUUCAUAGAGAAUGAGGACGUAUUGAAAGAGAAGAUAGAUAUUUUAUUGGGAUCAACGCGGUUUUAA
Messenger RNA from Priceomyces carsonii, 1416 nucleotides. RefSeq lists its product as uncharacterized. Bases 1 to 1416 code for a protein of 471 amino acids. The record is from RefSeq and is a predicted model, not a curated record. Gene Ontology annotation, cellular component: RNA polymerase I upstream activating factor complex; nucleus. Gene Ontology annotation, biological process: nucleolar large rRNA transcription by RNA polymerase I; transcription initiation at RNA polymerase I promoter. Lineage: Eukaryota; Fungi; Ascomycota; Pichiomycetes; Serinales; Debaryomycetaceae. Gene Ontology annotation, molecular function: RNA polymerase I cis-regulatory region sequence-specific DNA binding. The transcript has a single exon.